AUGGCAACAGAGAAUAGUCAAACUCAGCCGAUAGUCGACGAGAAAACUGCCCAUGACCCUGCGCGCUCUCAAUCGUUGAUAUCAGAUCGACCUCAGGCAGACGGGGCAGCUGCUCUGGAAAGAGUCACCAGCCAUGCUGAAGACUAUCCGCACGGCCUCAAACUGGCGUCCGUCCUCCUGAGCAUUUACCUGUCCGUGUUUCUCAUUGCGCUGGAUCGAACCAUUAUUGCCACAGCACUCCCAAGAAUCACCGACGAAUUCAACAGUUUCGGUGAUAUUGGUUGGUACAAUGCUGGCUUCUUGCUGCCCACGACGGCUCUUCAACUAUUCUUUGGUCGGCUAUACACAUUCUACUCGCCAAAGUGGAUCUUCAUGAGCCUAGUCGUCGUCUUCGAGGUCGGAUCAGCUGUCUGCGGCGCCGCGCCAAACUCGGUCGGCUUCAUCUGGGGACGAGCUGUGGCAGGACUCGGUGCGGGCGGCCUAUUCAAUGGAGCCAUGAUCUUGAUGAUGUACGCCGCCCCUCUCGAGAAACGUCCCACCUAUAUGGGCUUGCUUGGUGCAGUGUUUGGACUUGCUUCUGUGGCCGGACCACUGCUGGGUGGAGUUUUUACCACCAGCGUCACCUGGAGAUGGUGCUUCUAUAUCAAUCUGCCAAUCGGUGCCGUGGUCUUGGUCUUUCUCUUCUUCGCUAUUGACAAUACCAAGCCAGCCCUUGGCGACCUCCCGUUCAGGGAGAAGCUUCAGCGUGUCGAUAUCCCAGGCACUCUUAUCUUCAUGCCAUGCAUGGUAUGCCUUCUCCUGGCACUGCAGUGGGGCGGACAACAGUACCCAUGGGGUGAUGGACGCAUCAUUGCCCUGUUUGUCCUAUUCGGCGUCUUGCUCGUUGUGUUCAUUGCCAUCCAAAUCUGGCGGCAAGAGUCAGCAACGGUGCCACCACGCAUCAUGACGAAUAGAACGAUUGCUGCCGGCAUGUUCUAUGCGUUCUGCCUCGGCGCCUCCUUCAUGCUCGUUGUCUAUUAUUUGAGUAUUUGGUUCCAGGCCAUCAAGGGCGACUCUGCCAUCAGAGCUGGUAUUUCCACCCUACCGUUCAUCCUGUCUCUGGUAGUAGCGUCCAUCAUGUCUGGGGUCUUUGUCAGUCGAAUUGGCUACUAUAUGCCAUCCAUCAUUGCCGGUGGUAUCUUGACACCCAUCGGUGCUGGACUGUUUACACUUUUUGACGUAGACACACUGCAUCCGAUGUGGAUCGGUGUCCAGGUUCUCUUCGGCUUUGGUGUGGGCCUUGGUCUCCAGCAGACCAAUAUUGCUGCUCAGGCUGUUCUGGACAAGAAGGACGCUCCUACUGGAGUCUCUGUUGUCUUCUUUGGACAAGGUCUUGGAGGCACCAUCUCGGUUGCAAUGGGUCAGAACAUCCUCGACAAUAAACUGAUAUCAGGGCUGAAAGGCGUCAACGGCAUUCGACCACAAGAUGUCGCAAGGACCGGCGCAACGAGCUUGAGAAAAGUCUUCACACCUGAACAAUUACCCGUGGUUCUCAAAGUAUACAACCACUCGCUCGUGAUUGUCUUCUACGUUGGGCUGGCCUUUGCUUUGGCUGCGAUAAUGGGUGGUAUUUGGAUGGAAUGGAAGAGUGUUAAGAAACCCAAAGCCGCAAACGAAGAGGCUCCCAAGGACGAAGAGGCACCGCCGUCGACAUGA
Exophiala spinifera is the source of this 1695-nucleotide messenger RNA. RefSeq lists its product as uncharacterized. The transcript has 2 exons. Gene Ontology annotation, molecular function: transmembrane transporter activity. Lineage: Eukaryota; Fungi; Ascomycota; Eurotiomycetes; Chaetothyriales; Herpotrichiellaceae. The record is from RefSeq and is a predicted model, not a curated record. Gene Ontology annotation, biological process: transmembrane transport. Bases 1 to 1695 code for a protein of 564 amino acids.